Molecule: messenger RNA, 553 nt
Organism: Ailuropoda melanoleuca (giant panda)
Lineage: Eukaryota; Metazoa; Chordata; Mammalia; Carnivora; Ursidae
Gene: S100A2
Product: S100 calcium binding protein A2
Exons: 3
Coding region: 164-457 (97 amino acids)
Biological process (GO): endothelial cell migration
Molecular function (GO): transition metal ion binding; calcium ion binding; calcium-dependent protein binding
Source: RefSeq, a predicted model, not a curated record
GGGGUGGCUGGAGGCCAGGCUUUGGCGGGAUCAGGUUAGGGCAGGUUUGAUUUCUUUAAAAUGCCAGGUUGGGGGCCAGUGGGGCAGGCAUAUAAACCCCAGGGCGGGCACCUGGCCCUUUGCUUUCCUUCCAGAGCCUCUCUGUCAUCUGGUCUGAUCCAAGAUGUCCAGUCCCCUGGAGCAGGCGCUGGCUGUGAUGGUCACCACCUUCCACAAGUAUUCUGGCCAAGAGGGUGACAAGUUCAAGCUGAGUAAGGGCGAGAUGAAGGCACUUCUGCACAAGGAGCUGCCCAGCUUUGUUGGGGAGAAGGUGCAUGAGGAGGGCCUAAAGAGGCUGAUGGGUGAUCUGGAUGAGAACAGUGACCAGCAGGUGGACUUCCAAGAGUAUGCUGUUUUUCUGGCCCUGGUCACUAUCAUGUGCAAUGAGUUCUUCCAGGACUCCUCAGAUGCGCCCUGAAGCAGAACUCUUGCUCUGCCAUGGGCCUCCUGGACCCACGAGGACUCUAACUAUCCUUUUUGUAAUCAAUAAAAUUUUCUGUUGAUCAUAUUGUAA